Molecule: messenger RNA, 387 nt
Organism: Vanderwaltozyma polyspora DSM 70294
Lineage: Eukaryota; Fungi; Ascomycota; Saccharomycetes; Saccharomycetales; Saccharomycetaceae
Product: GAG-pre-integrase domain-containing protein
Exons: 1
Coding region: 1-387 (128 amino acids)
Source: RefSeq, a predicted model, not a curated record
AUGGACAACAUUAAACUACAACAUGUAGCUUAUGUUCCAGACUUACCGGUAAAUCUUAUCUCGUUUCGUCAAGCAACAGAAGUUGGUGGUUGUGAAUUCAUCUUUAACAAAUCCUCUGUGUUUAUGUCAUCUCCUUCUAGAAAAUUGAAGAAGGUUGGUAGUAUCCACAAGAAACUAUAUGUGCUAGAUAUCUCUACUAAAGCUCCCGAAAUAACUGAGCUCUCAUUUGUUGCUGGUAGUGAUCCAAUGCUAUCUAGAGAAAUCAAACCUGUCUCCGAAAGCAUUCGCUGGUACAGUCGUUUUGGACAUCCAGGUAUUGAAGCAUAUAAUUCUUUGGCUAGAACCUUUUCUCUUCCUCGUAUGCAUCCUGAAAACAUCACUGUUUGA